Pelmatolapia mariae (spotted tilapia) is the source of this 3929-nucleotide messenger RNA. RefSeq names its product Kruppel like factor 6a (gene klf6a). The record is from RefSeq and is a predicted model, not a curated record. Bases 267 to 1118 code for a protein of 283 amino acids. Gene Ontology annotation, molecular function: RNA polymerase II cis-regulatory region sequence-specific DNA binding; DNA-binding transcription factor activity, RNA polymerase II-specific. Lineage: Eukaryota; Metazoa; Chordata; Actinopteri; Cichliformes; Cichlidae. The transcript is spliced from 4 exons. Gene Ontology annotation, biological process: regulation of transcription by RNA polymerase II.
AAGUUUGCAGAGCGCAGUUGUUCCCCAUCCAGUGUGGUGCAGUGUUUGCAAAUACCUUGAACGAGAGCGAGAGAAGAAGGAAAGGGGGGGAUUGACUGGCUGACUGACGCGCGGAGUCUUCUUCUGCUGCUGUUGCUGAGUACAAGUCGUUUGCAUCGCGGAGGGAUCGCUGCUGUGUCUUUCACUGGGUUUUCUACCUGAGAAAAAUAUAUUUAAGUGCAGCUAAAACAAAUUUAAAUAAUAAAAAAUCACAAGCUCGGGGAAAAAUGGAUGUUCUACCCAUGUGCAGCAUCUUUCAAGAACUUCAAAUAGUUCACGACACGGGCUAUUUCUCAGCCUUACCGUCACUGGAGGAGUACUGGCAGCAGACGUGCUUGGAGCUGGAGCGCUACCUGCAGAGCGAGCCUUACGUCUCCACAUCCGACCUCAAGUUCGACAGCCAGGAGGACCUCUGGAGCAAGCUGAUCUUGGCCUGCGGGGAUAAGGCCAAGGCCGAGUCUGACCCAAAGGCCCACGAGGAGGACAAUCAGGACAGCCAAAUCUUGGAAACCAACAGUGUGAAUUCAGACGCCAGCAGCGAGGCUUCAGACAGUUCUGAGGAGCUCUCGCCCACUCACAGCUUUACCUCCAACCCUCUGGGCUCUGUCUUGGUUGGCUCUGGACCUUUUAGCCCCUCUGUCAUUAGCACACCUCCGUCCUCUCCCGAGACCAACUCGGAGGCCAGCGGCGCGAUGAGCAGCUGGGUGAGCACGCACGCCGAGUUGCACUUGCCUGUCAAAAUCAGGAGCGGCGGCGUGGCAAAGAGCUCGGAAAAGACGGGACUUGCCUGCGGAGACGCAUCUCCGGACGGCAGGAGGCGUGUGCACAGGUGCCACUUCAACGGGUGUCGCAAGGUUUACACAAAGAGCUCCCACCUAAAAGCACACCAGCGCACACACACAGGUGAGAAACCAUACAGGUGUUCGUGGGAGGGCUGCGAGUGGCGUUUUGCACGAAGCGACGAGCUGACCAGACACUUCAGGAAGCACACCGGGGCAAAGCCAUUUAAAUGCAGUCACUGUGACAGAUGUUUCUCCAGGUCUGACCAUCUGGCUCUUCACAUGAAGAGACACAUCUAGAGUGGGGUGAGCGCCGAGCAACGCCACAAAGUGGGGGGAAAAAAAAGUUUUGAAAAGGGGAGAGGAAAGAAAAAAAAAUGUAAACAAUCGCCGCCUCCCGACCAGUCUCUUGGUUGAACUGUCCCAGAGCAGGGUGGCGGGAGAGUGUUCCAGCCAAAGCAUGCCGUUUUGCACCAUACUGAAACCCAGUGCCUCCGGGACCUCUCUUCGGAGAAAGGCGCUCUGAAGGUCGUCUGUUGCAACAAGAGGACAAAAUCAUGGAUGGGCAAGUUUUUUUUGUCGGGUUUUUUCUUUUUGUUUUUUUUUUGGAUUGAGAAGGACUUAAAACACACACAGACACACACAAAAAGACAAAAAAACUAAACAAAAAAACCAGAAGAAAUAAAAAGAAAAGACAAUUAAAGAGUGAAUGAUUUGUACGUAUGGUGCAUGAUGUUUUGGGGACAUCUCCCAGACAGCAGAUACACUGGUACUUUACUAAACUGUCUGAGGCAAGCAUGUGUGCACUGUGAAUGUCUGCGAUUGGCUACCGGACCCUCCUUCUCCCCAUCUGGAAGAGAGAGGAGAGGAAGAGGAGAAUUUUGGGGGGUAGAAGAGAUGGGAUUGGCGGAUGGGCUGGUACCGAUGUUGCUGUGGACUGAAUGGGGAUUCUGGGAGAAGCAUUCCGCUUGUGUUUCCCUGGUGGCGGUGUGAGGAUGAGGCAGGGAGGAAGCUCCUGCCUGCCUGCCUGCCUGUCUUGUGUGGUAACCAGACUUGGGUGAGGGAGGGGGCCCCGCCCUGCUUCUCUGAAGCUAGCGAGGCCUUGGGUUUGACCAGAGCGAGUGACAAAGAGAGAGAGAGAGAGGUGCUGACAUGUCACCUUCUGGUCUGUGUAACCCAGGGACCAAAACACCCCCCUACACCCCUCCCCUCUCUUGGUCACUGUAUGACAGGAGCUUUUUUUGGUGUUUUUGGUGCAGCUACUAAAUGUGCAAUGUGUUAUGUAGCCUGGUUUAUUAUUUUUUUACAAGCUACAAAGCUCAUUUGUAGUCCAAUUGUAUAAGCUGUGUGCUUAGAGGUAUAACACAACUAUACUAUAACUUCAGUAUCAUAGACAGGUGUUGCAUGGUUCUAGGGUUUCUUCAUUUCCUGUUUCCACUGUAAUCAGGACUCCAGAUAGUUUCAAUAAAAGUGCAGCUAAACGGCAAACAGUUAAAUGUUACAAUAUUGUACAUAAAGCCUUGACGAUUUCUUUUUUUUUUCUUUUUUUUAAAAAAUAUUUUAACACUUUCAUCCAUUGCCUUCAUUCUGGUUUGUCAGAUCACCCCUGCUUGCUAACGUUCUCAUUCAUUCUUUGCCUUGAGGAGUCAUUUUGGAUUUUUUUGUACUUUCUUUCCAAUAAUGCACUGUUGACCUUUAAUGGUGCCUUAUGCAAGUGACUCGGCCCUCUGGGGUAGCCGUGGUUUUGCUCCCUUUGGGGUGUCACAUUUGUUGUCUGGGUGAUUUGCGAAAAGCUUAAUCAAGGCUCAAUUACAAAUGAAAUUGCACCUACUUUGUGUUUAAACUAGUUUUUUUCUGGCAGUUAAUUUGUUGUUUAAAUGUAAAUGUUCACAAAAGUACCUUUUCUGAGUCAACUGCCUUUUUUUCCCGUCUCUUUUUGAGUCGGAGCACCAGUUUAGUCGAUGUAAAUGCCAUUAAUUUAAGUUUGAACUUGUACAUAGGACAAAUGCUGUAUGUUUAGAGCACUUAAAUUCAUUUAUUAAAGAUGUUAACUACUGUGUAGUAUGUACUGAAGUCCAUCACACACAGUGCUGCUCCUCUCAUUCACCGGUGUCCUUCCCCACCCCACCCCGGUUUGACCACCCCCCUUUCCUUGUCCCUGCAUCCCUUCGAGUGGGACUGAAGGGGGGAAAAAAAGCUAAAGAUUUAUUGUAAUUAACAGGCUGCAGUCGGACAGGCCUCGCCUUGUACCGCCUCACAGUAAUGAAUUGCUAAAGGCUUUGUUGGCAUGGAAUCUGUCACAGACUGCUGACUGUGUAGGUUGGUUAUUGACCUGUCUGGAGAGCUUUGUUUUAGCCAAGCUGCAACAGUAUUAUGAAAACCACAGGAGUGAGCCUGGUGGGGUGAAUGGAGGCUCUCAGGAUCUGGGAAAUUUGGCCACAAACAAAGCUCAUCAAAGUUUCUGUUUGGAGGUGGAGGGAGAAGGACCCUCAACAACAAGGUAGAGCCCAACCCCCCCGACUCCCAAACCGCUCGGGCUUCUACCGAUUACUGCUUUAGGAUAAAUCUUUGUGCGGCACUGUCUCCAGGUCAGCGACCCGGCUGCAGGAAUCCGAUGUCGCAGCAAGUUGCAGAGCGGCAUGCUCCGACAUAUGGAUUUCAGAUGAGCGGGCACUGGAGACGGGGAUGAGUACAAACUUGAAAGUGCUUGCUGCGAUAGAUUUUGGGAGCGCUGGCAAGGCCUUUUGCGGGCAAAGAGCAGGAACAUCCAUUCUGCGAAAACAGCAGCCGAUACUGUUCCAAGUGAUAAUUGAGCCUUGAUUCAGCCUCAUGCUUUUUUUUUUUUCUUCUUCUUGUCUUUGCUCGCAUUUCUUUUUUUCACAUCUCCAUCAUCACUUUCAUCUCCACUACCCAAACUACUCUGUCUCACACACACACACAGAGCUCUUUGUUCUCAACUGAAUCUUUGUAUUAAAAAAAAGGAAAAAAAACUUUUGUAAAAUUGUUAUGUUUAUGCUUUAUGAAAUUUUUAUUUGAAAUUGUUUUGCAAAAUUGUUAUAUUUCUGUAUGAAUGUAUUUUUUAUUGGAAUAAGAAAUUCUUAUCUGACCUUG